Schizosaccharomyces octosporus yFS286 is the source of this 1237-nucleotide messenger RNA. RefSeq names its product STE/STE20/YSK protein kinase Ppk11. The transcript has a single exon. Lineage: Eukaryota; Fungi; Ascomycota; Schizosaccharomycetes; Schizosaccharomycetales; Schizosaccharomycetaceae. Gene Ontology annotation, biological process: protein phosphorylation. The record is from RefSeq and is a predicted model, not a curated record. Bases 154 to 1098 code for a protein of 314 amino acids. Gene Ontology annotation, molecular function: protein kinase activity; ATP binding.
AAUUAAUUUAAAGCUUGAUAUUAGUUGUAUCAUUUUUGCUUCCUCAGUAGUGAUUUAGUUGGAAAACCCCACCAUAUCUUUCCACGAAAACCCGAACAUUCGUUAAUAAACGUCUUGAUUCAUUUGUUUCUAACGGAAUGAAUUACGGAAGCCAUGCAGAAGCAGCAUUAUUGUGAUUUGGAGCUUAUAGGGCAAGGUAGCUUUGGCUCUGUCUUUAAAGCUAUCAAUGUUGAAACGUCCAAACCAGUCGCUCUUAAGGUAGUAGAUUUGGAUGCCACUACGGAUCAAAUUGAAUCUCUUACUCGAGAAAUUAAUUUUUUGAUUGGAUUAAAUUCACCGUAUAUAACUAGAUAUUUUGAGUCUUUUUUGGAUGGGACGCGUUUAUGGAUAAGCAUGGAGUAUUGUGAUGGAGGAAGUUGUACCGAGCUUUUAAAAACAGUCGGAAAGUUUCCUGAACAGGUUAUAGCUGAGAUUUUGAGGAAUAUGUUGGAGGCUUUGGUGUAUUUACAUGGUCAAGGAAAAAUGCAUCGUGACAUUAAGGCUGCCAACAUCCUGACUACGCAGGACGGGGAAGUUAAGCUAGCAGACUUUGGUGUUUCCGGUCAAUUGCAAAAUUUCUAUGAUAAGAAUGAUGAUUUUGUAGGAACCCCAUUUUGGAUGGCACCAGAAGUUGUCAAACAAACUGGGUAUAAUGCAAAAGCCGACAUAUGGUCCUUGGGUAUCACGGCUUUUGAAUUAGCAAACGGAGAACCUCCUUAUUCCGGUAUACAUCCUAUGAAAGUAUUACUUUUGAUUCCAAAACACGCUCCUCCGUCAUUAGAUAGAUCAUCCUUUAGUCCGGCAUUCUGUGAUUUCGUUGAUCUGUGUCUUAAGAAAAACCCUCAAGAACGUCCCUCACCAUUGAAGCUUUUGGAGCAUAAGUUUAUAAAAAAAACCUGCUCCAAAGAUACACUGAAACUAAUUAUCCAAACCUAUUCCAAAUGGAAAUCGAACGACCAAACAUCCGACUUUGCUUCUCCAUACAACGGAUCUGAUUUUUUCAAAAAUCCGGCUACUAUAGAUAAUGUGAUGUGGGAUUUUGGUACAAUAUCCAGAUAACUCGAUUACAAGAGUUAUUAAACGACCCGUACGUUAAUGAUUUACAACCACUUUCUUUUGCUAGACUGGACUUGAUAUUUAAUAAAUUUAUUUAAUAGGGCAGGCCCUAUAGAGUUAACUGAAGGCAUUUCAAGAAGCG